Molecule: messenger RNA, 636 nt
Organism: Terrapene triunguis (Three-toed box turtle)
Lineage: Eukaryota; Metazoa; Chordata; Testudines; Emydidae
Gene: BAALC
Product: BAALC binder of MAP3K1 and KLF4
Exons: 3
Coding region: 1-459 (152 amino acids)
Cellular component (GO): cytoplasm
Source: RefSeq, a predicted model, not a curated record
AUGGGAUGCGGGGGGAGCCGAGCCGAUGCCAUCGAGCCGCGCUACUACGAGAGCUGGACCCGCGAGACCGAGUCCACCUGGCUGACGAACACCGACACCGAGCCCCCGCCGCCGGCCUGCGGCCACGAGAGCGCCCGCGCCGAGGCCGGACUGCGGGACCAGGGCGCGCCGCACCCGGGUAUGCUGGAGGAUGAAAAAUCAACUCAGACCUGUGUUACCAUGUCCUCGACUGCAAGUGGAAUAAUUAACACUGAGAAGAAAACUAGCUGUGGUACUCAAUGCACAAAACCCACGGUCCACGCCUCUGGAACUAUGACACAGAAACACAAUGGCUUCAGAACAGCAGAGGCUAAAUGGGACACCAAGAAAAUGCCCACUAAAGAAGUCACCAUUAAUGUUACAAAAAGCAUCAGACAAAUUGACAGAGACAGAAGAAUCACAAAGAAUUGUGUCAAUUAAAGGAGUAAAGCAAAAGCGAAGAUGGACCUAACAAUACUUUGCUGCACUUUAACUGUGACUGAUCACUUAAGAUUUGAAGAUCUCAAGAUGUUCUGUGUUGAAUGCAAUGGGCAGCGGCUGCUGAGUGCCUUGAGAAACGUUGUUUUAACUAGCAGUAAAUAGCUGCAAACACUGUUG